CCCCCCGGCGGCGCCGCUCCCUCACUCACCGCCGCGCUCCCGGCGAGGCGGCCGGCCUCCCCCCUCCCCGCAUCACUUCCGGGAGGCUAGCAGUCAGCUGGCGGCGCGGCGCGACGUAAGGCUGCGUGCCCGACGCCGCACGCACGAUGACCCCAGUUACUCGACAAGAAGUUCUUGGCCUUUACCGCAAGAUAUUCCGGAUAGCCAAAAAAUGGCAAUCAGCAUCAGGACAGGUAGAAGAAACUCUUAAAGAGAAAGAUUACAUUAAGAAAGAAGCCAAAACAUUGUUCCGAAAAAACAAAGAUGUAACAGAUCCAAAGUUGAUUAAGCAGUGCAUAGAAGAAUGUGAGGCAAGAAUAGAAAUUGGACUUCAUUAUAACAUCCCCUACCCAAGACCUAUUCAUCUGCCUCCUAUGGGUCUUGCCCAUAAACAAGGCCGUACAUUUCGACAACAGGAAAAGUUGAGGAAGAUUUCUAAGCCAAUAUACCUGAAAUCCCAUGAUGAAAUUUCAUAACCCAUCACUAAACUGUGAUGUGUUUGGACUGUAAUCCAGGUGAUUUGUGUGCACAACUGUGAAUGAAGCUGUUUUGGUCACUUGCUCCCACAUUUCCUGAGGCCAGAAAGCUAACUGAUGUAAUGCAUAUGAUGGAUAAGGUUGGUCUAAUACUAUUCAACCAUUGACUCAUCAAUAAAAGUAGCACUUUUCAAGGA
Molecule: messenger RNA, 712 nt
Organism: Cygnus atratus (black swan)
Lineage: Eukaryota; Metazoa; Chordata; Aves; Anseriformes; Anatidae
Gene: LYRM1
Product: LYR motif containing 1
Exons: 4
Coding region: 147-515 (122 amino acids)
Cellular component (GO): mitochondrion
Source: RefSeq, a predicted model, not a curated record